CCAUCUCAGCAGGAAAAAAAAAGAAGAAAAAAUCUGGAGCUUCCUUCUGGCGGUGUUCGUUUUGGACAUGGCUUGGAGCUGCUUCUCAUGUACUGCUUCAAUUCCUCUGCAACCCCAAGUGAAUUUCAGACCCAGUAGCCAGAAAUGCCUUCAGGACGUCAGGAACAUGGUGAAAUCGCUCGGGAUCCACUCGAUCAGGUCUUCUCCCGUCGAUUCUCUCAGGAAUGGAAACUGGGUCAAGCUUAUUUGCGGUGCUAGUUUCGAGGAUGUAGUUGACAUAAGGAAUCUUUCUCUGGUUUACACUUUGGCUGGAGUGGACUGCAUUGACUGUGCUGCCGAUGAAUCAGUGGUGAAUGCAGUGAACCAGGGGAUUGAGGCGGCGAGAGAAAUUGUGGAGGUUGGGAGGCCUUGGGUGAUGAUAAGUGUUAAUGAUGACGAAGAUCUUCACUUUCGCAAAGCUGAGUUUGAUCCGGCUGAUUGUCCCCAAGAUUGCUCAAGGCCUUGUGAGAUUGUAUGUCCUGCUAAUGCAAUAUCACUAGAGAAAGAAAAAUCCUCAGCAGGUCGUCUUUGGAAUACCAGUGAUGAGGGUAAAGAUCAGGGUGGGGUUUUGACUGAGCGAUGUUAUGGUUGCGGGCGAUGCAUUCCAGUUUGCCCAUAUGAUAAAAUAAGAGUGCAUACAUAUGUAAGAGAUGCUGCUGCUACUUCUGAGCUUUUAAGAAGAGAAGAUAUCGAUGCUUUAGAGAUACAUACAAGCGGAAGGCAGAUUUUGCACUUUAGGUCACUUUGGGAGGGUUUGGGAGACUCAAUCCACCAUCUGAGAUUAGUGGCGGUUAGCUUUCCCGAUGUUGGGGAUUCUACCAUCUCUACAAUGAAGACCAUGUAUUCAAUCAUGGAACCUCGCCUACGUUGCUCUAAUUUGUGGCAGUUGGACGGCCGUCCUAUGAGUGGGGAUAUCGGACGUGGUGCCACAAAGGAAUCUAUUGCUUUUGCUGUUCGUCUAGCUGCUGCAAGCGACAGACCUAGAGGUUUUCUUCAAUUGGCGGGUGGCACCAAUGCUCAUACAGUUGCUGGACUAAAAAAACAUGGACUUUUCCAAACUAAAUCUGUUUCUGAAGAGAACUUCAAGGAUGGGCAAUCAACAGUCGGAUCGAUCAGGCCGUUGGAUGCUCCUAUUGGAGGCAUAGCUUACGGAGGGUAUGCUCGCAAGGUCGUUGGGAGGAUUCUCAGUGCUAUGCAGCCAGGACUGACUUCUAUAGAAGAAUCUCCAGAUUAUCUCUUGAAGGCACUAGCAGAAGCGCUUGCUUUAGUUGGAACUGUCAAAUGCUAUGAUAUCCCUUCUUAGACAGCAUUAUAUGAGUAACUUGUGUCUCAAAUUUUAAUAGCUUCUGAUUCCAUUUAGAUGAAUUUCGAUCUUGAAUUUCCAAUCUAAAAAUUUGCCUGGGUGGAAGUUAACUUUCUCA
This is a messenger RNA of Eucalyptus grandis, 1460 nucleotides long. RefSeq lists its product as uncharacterized. The coding region runs from base 68 to 1342 and encodes 424 amino acids. The record is from RefSeq and is a predicted model, not a curated record. NCBI's taxonomy places the organism in Eukaryota, Viridiplantae, Streptophyta, Magnoliopsida, Myrtales, Myrtaceae. The transcript is spliced from 13 exons.